Molecule: messenger RNA, 15035 nt
Organism: Coregonus sp. 'balchen'
Lineage: Eukaryota; Metazoa; Chordata; Actinopteri; Salmoniformes; Salmonidae
Source: the annotation of a GenBank genome assembly
UUCCUGAGUACAGGCGACCAGUCAGCCAAGGGAAACUAUGGUCUGUUGGACCAGAUCCAAGCCCUGCGUUGGCUCAAUGAGAACAUCGGCCAUUUUGGGGGCGACCCUGAACGCAUCACCAUCUUCGGCUCUGGGGCAGGGGCGUCCUGCGUCAACCUGCUCAUCCUCUCGCACCACUCCGAGGGUAAGGGGCACACUGGUGGGUCACAUUCUUAUUUGAUUUGAUUUGACUUGAUUUGAUGUACUUCUCAGUCUACUUACCCCUUGCCUGGUAGAAUAAGGAUCAUUAAAUGAACUAUGUGGUUACUCAAAAGGGUAGGUUGGUUGAAAGUGAGUUCCCAGGGUACCAUUACUCAACAAAGGUUUGAUAAAAUAAUAUAAUAAAAUAUACUACAAUAUACUUUCAGUAUUCUUAAUCUGGUAGAAUAACAUCAAAUGUACAAUAUUCGUAUUCACUGGAAGAGUAGGGGAUAGAUUGGUCUAUGGUCAUUCUAUGGAAAAGUUAGGUGUAUCCAAUUGUCUUGUGGGUAGAUUGUACCAUCACUGAAAAGUAUAUUCAAUUUUCAUUCAUACUCUCUGUCUACGUACCUGGUUGAAUCAUAGUAAAUGUGAAAUUGUUUAAAUUGGGAGCAAUGUGCUCCAAUGACCUGCAGGGAAACCUCGACACACACUCUCAUGCUUUGAUCAUAGCUAUUACACUACCAGGUAUACUCUGAUCCCUCUGUCUUCACCGCUCUGCUAGAGAGAGAGCGAGAGAGAGAGGGGGAGAGGGAGAGAGAGAGAGGGAGAGAGAGAGGGAGAGAGAGAGAGAGAGAGAGAGAGAGAGAGAGAGAGAGGGGGAGAGAGAGAGAGAGAGAGAGAAAUUCAAAAGGAAAUGAUCUCAACUGAGAAAAAUGUCCUCCUGUGUGCUACCUAUAUCCCCCCACUAGAAUCCCCAUACUUUAAUGAAGACAGUUUCUCCAUCCUGGAGGGGGAAAUCAAUCAUUUCCAGACCCAGGGACAUGUACUAGUCUGUGGCGACCUAAAUGCCAGAACUGGACAAGAACCUGACACCCUCAGCACACAGGGGGACAAACACCUACCUGGAGGUGACAGCAUUCCCUCCCCCAUAUGCCCCCCUAGGCACAACUACGACAACAUAACCAACAAAAACGGGUCACGACUCCUGCAGCUCUGUCGCACACUGGGUAUGUACAUAGUCAAUGGUAGGCUUCGAGGGGACUCCUAUGGUAGGUACACCUAUAGCUCAUCUCUUGGCAGUAGUACUGUAGACUACUUUAUCACUGACCUCAACCCAGAGUCUCUCAGAGCGUUCACAGUCAGCCCACUGACACCCCUAUCAGACCACAGCAAAAUCACAGUCUACUUGAACAGAGCAAUACUCAAUCAUGAGGCAUCAAAGCCAAAGGAACUGAAUAAUAUUAAGAAAUGCUAUAGAUGGAAGGAAAGUAGUGUUGAAACCUACCAAAAAACAAUUAGGAAACAACAAAUUCAAUCCCUUUUAGACAACUUCCUGGACAAAACGUUCCACUGUAAUAAUGAAGGUGUAAACUUGGCAGUAGAAAACCUAAACAGUAUAUUUGACCUCUCAGCUUUCCUAUCAAAUCUAAAAAUCUCUAACAGAAAACCAAAGAAAAGUAAUAACAGUGAUAAAUGGUUUGAUGAAGAAUGCAAAAACCUAAGAAAGAAAUUGAGAAACCUAUCCAACCAAAAACAUAGAGACCCAGAAAACCUGAGCCUACGCCUUCACUAUGGUGAAGCACUAAAACAAUACAGAAAUACACUACGGAAAAAGAAGGAACAGCAUGUCAGAAAUCAGCUCAAUGUAAUUGAAGAAUCCAUAGACUCUAACCACUUCUGGGAAAAUUGGAAAACACUAAACAAACAACAACACGAAGAGCUAUCUAUCCAAAACGGAGAUGUAUGGGUAAACCACUUCUCCAAUCUUUUUGGCCCUAUAAUAGAGAACAAACAGCAAAAAAAUAUACAUGAUCAAAUACAAAUCUUAGAAUCAACUAUUAAAGACUACCAGAACCCACUGGAUUCUCCAAUUACAUUGAAUGAACUACAGGACAAAAUACAAACCCUCCAACCCAAAAAGUCCUGUGGUGUUGAUGGUAUCCUCAAUGAAAUGAUAAAAUAUACAGACCACAAACUUCAAUUAGCUAUACUUAAACUAUUUAACAUCAUCCUUAGCUCUGGCAUCUUCCCCAAUAUUUGGAACCAAGGACUGAUCACCCCAAUCCACAAAAGUGGAGACAAAUUUGACCCCAAUAACUACCGUGGGAUAUGCGUCAACAGCAACCUUGGGAAAAACCUCUGCAUUAUCAUUAACAGCAGACUAGUUCAUUUCCUCAGUGAAAACAAUGUACUGAGCAAAUGUCAAAUUGGCUUUUUACCAAAUUACCGUACGACAGACCACGUAUUCACCCUGCACACCCUAAUUGACAAACAAACAAACCAAAACAAAGGCAAAGUCUUCUCAUGCUUUGUUGAUUUCAAAAAAGCUUUUGACUCAAUUUGGCAUGAGGGUCUGCUAUACAAAUUGAUGGAAAGUGGGGUUGGGGGAAAAACAUACGACAUUAUAAAAUCCAUGUACACAAACAACAAGUGUGCUGUUAAAAUUGGCAAAAAACACACACAUUUCUUUCCACAGGGCCGUGGGGUGAGACAGGGAUGCAGUUUAAGCCCCACCCUCUUCAACAUAUAUAUCAAUGAAUUGGCGAGGGCACUAGAACAGUCUGCAGCACCCGGCCUCACCCUACUAGAAUCUGAAGUCAAAUGUCUUCUGUUUGCUGACGAUCUGGUGCUUCUGUCACCAACCAAGGAGGGCCUACAGCAGUACCUAGAUCUUCUGCACAGAUUCUGUCAGACCUGGGCCCUGACAGUAAAUCUCAGUAAGACAAAAAUAAUGGUGUUCCAAAAAAGGUCCAGUUGCCAGGACCACAAAUACAAAUUCCAUCUAGACACCGUUGCCCUAGAGCACACAAAAAACUAUACAUACCUCGGCCUAAACAUCAGCGCCACAGGUAACUUCCACAAAGCUGUGAACAAUCUGAGAGACAAGGCAAGAAGGGCCUUCUAUGCCAUCAAAAGGAACAUAAAAUUUGACAUACCAAUUAGGAUCUGGCUAAAAAUACUUGAAUCAGUUAUAGAACCCAUUGCCCUUUAUGGUUCUGAGGUCUGGGGUCCGCUCACCAACCAAGAAUUCACAAAAUGGGACAAACACCAAAUUGAGACUCUGCAUGCAGAAUUCUGCAAAAACAUCCUCCGUGUACAACGUAAAACACCAAAUAAUGCAUGCAGAGCAGAAUUAGGCCAAUACCCGCUAAUUAUCAAAAUCCAGAAAAGAGCUGUUAAAUUCUAUAACCACUUAAAAGGAAGCGAUUCCCAAACCUUCCAUAACAAAGCCAUCACCUACAGAGAGAUGAACUUGGAGAAGAGUCCCCUAAGUAAGCUUGUCCUGGGGCUCUGUUCACAAACACAAACAGACCCCACACAGCCCCAGGACAACAACAACAACAACACAACUAGACCCAACCAAAUCAUGAGAAAACAAAAAGAGAAUUACUUGACACAUUGGAAAGAACAAACAAAAAAACAGAGCAAACUAGAAUGCUAUUUGGCCCUAAACAGAGAGUACACAGUGGCAGAAUACCUGACCACUGUGACUGACCCAAACUUAAGGAAAUCUUUGACUAUGUACAGACUCAGUGAGCAUAGCCUUGCUAUUGAGAAAGGCCGCCGUAGGCAGACCUGGCUCUCAAGAGAAGACAGGCUAUGUGCACACUGCCCACAAAAUGAGGUGGAAACUGAGCUGCAAUCCUAACCUCCUGCCAAAUGUAUGACCAUAUUAGAGACACAUAUUUCCCUCAGAUUACAGCGAUCCACAAAGAAUUCGAAAACAAACCCAAUUUUAAUAAACUCCCUUAUCUACUGGGUGAAAAACCACAGUGUGCCAUCACAGCUGCAAGAUUUGUGACCUGUUGCCACAAGAAAAGGGCAACCAGUGAAGAACAAACACCAUUGUAAAUACAACCCAUAUUUAUGUUUAUUUAUUUUCCCAUUUGUACUUUAACUAUUUGCACAUUGUUACAACACUGGAUUAUACAUAACAAUGACAUUUGAAAUGUCUUUAUCUUUUGAAACUUCUGAGUGCAAUGUUUACUGUUAAUAUUUAUUGUUUAUUUCACUUUUGUUUACUAUUCUACUUCACUUGCUUUGGGCAAGUGUGAACACACGUUUCCAUGCCAAUAAGCCUAAAUGAAUUGAAUUGAAUUGAGAGAGAGAGUGAGAGAGAAGAGAGAGAGAGAGAUGACGAGCGACUCGAGACGGAUCGAGGACUGGAUGAGUGAGGGAGAGUUGGAGGUGGGGAGGGAGAGAGAUGGGAGAGGAGAGAGAGAGGGAGGAAGAGAGAGAGAGAAGGAGGAGAGAGAGAGAGAGAGAUGAGAGAGAGAGAGAGAGAGACUCUCUUGUCGGUUAGUCUGUGAGAGGCCAGGGAUGUCACCGCAGCAGGUCUCAGGCAACACUGAGCUGCUCCUCCUCACUUGGCCCCUCCUCUACCUCUGACCUAUAUCAUAUUCUCCAUAAAAGGUGACUAGCUGCUUCUCAGAAUAUGGGGCUGUGAUCAGUGAAAAGAAAAAACAGGAAAUAGUAAAGGGAUGAAUAACAUCAUGAGAAAGUCCAUUUUGAUUUAACUCUUUAUUUGUCUUUAUAAGUGACAAAUACAAUACAAUCGUCAACUGCUGGGUACUUUACCCUUUAAGGCCACCUUAUUAGAAAUAACCAAAUCACUAAUAUACACAACAGAGAUCUAAGUUAAGAGAGGCCAAAAGAGGCAACUACUCCUGUGUGGCCAUUAAACAGUUGUGUUUUGACUUCUAACUCCUCCUCUCUAACCACACCCUUACUAGUGGAGUCUUUUGUUUAGAGAUGUAGCUAGCUAGCUAGCUAUAAAAAUGAACCAUAAUGCCAACUCAUAACGUUACUACCCUGCAUGAAUCUACAGGUAGGUAAAGCUUACCAACUAGUUAGGUUCAAUGUUAGUUAGCUAGCUAACAUUAGGCUAUAACUAGCAAUGCAAAUGGUUCUGAGAUAUGAAUAAUAUUACUACAUAGAUCAUACACAUAACGUUAGUAAGUGAGUCAGCCAGCCAGCUAACGUUAGCUAGCUAGCUAACAGUACAUUUUAACUUGCAAUGAAAACGACUUUCUGACUAAAUUAGAAACUUAUAAUAUCUGAAAAUGUAGCUAGCUAGACUCUCUUACCCGUAUACAUGGAUGAACGCUUCUCCCUCUCUGUCACGGAUGCCAUGGUUGCCCUUAGUUUGAAGAUGCAAUCCGGAGACAGAUGUUUUAUACAACAGCCUUCUGUGUAAGUUGACUGAGAACACAGAGAGAGAGAAAGGAGAUGAGAGGGUGUAUUGUAAGUGUUUCAAUCAUCACUCUGUGUGUCUCUGUGUCUGAAGAUCAACUUGACCGCCAUGCAGUAAUAACUUACAUUUCUGUGUGUGUGUGUGUGCGAGCAUGUGCGUGUGUGUGAGUGUACGCGUGUGUACAUGCAUGCUUUUGUGCGUGUGGGUGCAUGAAGGUGUGUGUGUUAUUCUAUAUGUGUGUGUGCAUGAGACUGUGAGUAAACAACCUGUACAGUAUGUCCUCUCCUCCCCUCACACCCUAUCCUUCAUGUCCUCUCCUCCCCUCACACCCCAACCUUCAUGUUCUCUCCUCCCCUCACACCCUAACCUUCAUGUUCUCUCCUCCCCUCACACCCUAACCUUCAUGUUCUCUCCUCCCCUCACACCCCAACCUUCAUGUUCUCUCCUCCCCUCACACCCUAAUCUUCAUGUUCUCUCCUCCCCUCACACCCUAACCUUCAUGUUCUCUCCUCCCCUCACACCCUAUCCUUCAUGUCCUCUCCUCCCCUCACACCAUAACCUUCAUGUUCUCUCCUCCCCUCACACCAUAACCUUCAUGUUCUCUCCUCCCCUCACACCCUAACCUUCAUGUUCUCUCCUCCCCUCACACCCUAACCUUCAUGUUCUCUCCUCCCCUCACACGCUAACCUUCAUGUCCUCUGUCAUCUCUCGUCUUGCCAUUGACUUGUCUCCUCUGCUGCCACUCACCAAUACAUUGCAACCUGACCUCUGUGCUGUCAAACCCAUGUUCGUCAUCAUCAUCGUCAUCUAACCCCAGCCCUCCAGACUACUCCUCCACCUGUCACUCAAAGCCCCCGGGCCGCCAGGUAAGGAACGCUGCCGCUCCCCUCGAAGAACGCCAAUCAAGUCAUCCCACCACUCAACAAAUCAACUGUGACAUGAUACACAUGAGUUUAUGGAGGAGAGGUGAAUGGGAGAGGAGGGGAGGGGAGGGGAAGGGGGGAUACAGAUCGUUAUGAUGAGAGAGGCGGAGGGGGGAGAUGGUGAGGAGAGGUAGAGGAAGGGAAUAUGCACUGAGAGAGGGAUAGAGUAAAGAAGUUAAUUGAUUGUUAUGAUUUAGGAUGAAAUGUAUAUGGUCCCUUUUGUCACUCGUCUAUUUCAGCCUUGAUCGCUCUCACUUCUCUCAGACGUUCUCACCCCACUCUUCAACUCCCUCUCCUUCUCUCCCCCCGCCCACCCUUUCUCUCUCUCUUCCUCUCUCUCUGUCUCUCUCUCUCUCCUCUAUGAGGAGUAAUGCUGAGGUAGCAGGUAGGGUUAGCUCGUGUCUGAGCGAUACUCUCCUUAAAAGACUCCCUGGGAAAAAAAAGAGGAUCUGCUCUGCGUCACUGCUUAAUAAUUCACCAGGAAUCUACAGGGGAGGAAAGGAGUGCGGAGGAAGAGAGCGAGACGAAGGAGGAAGACUAGGGAGGGAUGAGAGCUCCCUCCUGUAACGAGGCACCACAGUAGUUCGUUUUCACCACAGGACAGACGGAGAGAAAAAGAAAAGAGCGAGAGGGAGAGAAAUCUGUGGAAAAGAGGAAGGAAAAGUUGAUUUAAGAAGCAGACUGUGUAGUCCCCCAUUGAUUUACCAGUCUGGGCUGUAUCAUAUAAUUUAAAGUCUGAGACUGUUGGAGUUAGAAGCACAUUACUUUUUCUCUGAUUUGUUACAGUGAGGAAGAUAUAGGAAAUACAUAGACAAAUCUGUGUAGGGUAAAGGGAACAAACUUUUACAACCUAAGUAUUCUCAAUCCCUUCCCCAAGUCUGAACUUUUCAGGUUGUUGAAAGUACAAUAUUAACUUCUCUCUUCCGUAAAGAAAGGAGGCAAUGAGAGGAUUCCACAUUAGACUAUUGAGAUGCACCCAUGGCUGCUACUCUAGUAACCUAACAUGUUUAGCACACUUUGAUGAAAAAUGUCCGCUCACCUUUUCCUUACGUAUAGGAUCUUAUUUUUGUCCAGCUCUUGAUAUUACAUUGGAUGUUCAUAAAACCUCCUCCUUUCAGAUUCACUAGUCUAACUUCUUCCACUCUCUCUCUCCUCCAGGAUUGUUCCAGAGGGCCAUAGCCCAGAGUGGCUCAGCCAUCUCCAGCUGGUCGGUCAACUACCAGCCCCUGAAGUACACUAAGAUCCUGGCCCGGAAGGUGGGUUGUAGCCACUCAGAGACAGCAGAAUUGGUGGACUGCCUGAGGAAGAAGAACUUCAGGGAGCUGGUGGAUCAGGACAUCCAGCCGGCCCGCUACCACAUCGCCUUCGGACCCGUUGUGGACGGAGACGUGGUGCCGGACGACCCUGAGAUACUCAUGCAGCAGGUGGGUUGGGUGGAGGAAGGGUGUGUGUGUGUGUGUGUGGGUGCGUGCUUGUAUAUUAGUCACAGCUCUCUGACUGCAGAGACAGAGGUACUUUAUUGGUUGUGAUGAAAUCCCAAGCCUAGAUUGACCAAGGGUAAAAUGUAAAAAUAUAAAGGUUAUGAUAAGACAUUACUGUAAUUGUUAAGUGUAAUUGAAGACAGUUUCAUAUUUUAGGCUUUUUGGUGUUUAUUGCUCUUUUUAAGGUGCCCAAAGUGCUUUAAAUUUUAUGGGGCAGCACAACUCAUCUCAUCCACGUCUAAUGCAUUUAUGCACCUAACGUGUCCUUCCCUUUUUCUGCCACUAGGGGGAGUUCCUGAACUAUGACAUCCUGAUAGGAGUGAACCAGGGAGAGGGGCUCAAGUUUGUAGAUGACAGUGAAGACAACGAUGGGAUCUCAGCUGCAGCGUUCGACUACACCAUCUCUAACUUUGUGGACAAUCUCUAUGGCUAUCCUGAGGGUAAGGGUCUCUAUGUACCUAUAAAAAAUGUUCAUGUACAGCUUUUUAUAAAGUAUUGUGUAACAAUAUAAUGAGUCAAUAUACAGUACCAGUCAAAAGUUUGGAUACACCUACUCAUUCAAGGGUUUUUCUUUAUUUUUACUAUUUUCUACAUUGUAGAAUAAUAGUGAAGACAUCAAAACUAUGAAAUAACACAUAUGGAAUCAUGUAGUAACCAAAAUAGGGUUAAACAAAUCAAAAUAUACUUUAUACACUGCUCAAAAAAAUAAAGGGAACACUAAAAUAACACAUCCUAGAUCUGAAUGAAUGAAAUAAUCUUAUUAAAUACUUUUUUCUUUACAUAGUUGAAUGUGCUGACAACAAAAUCACACAAAAAUUAUCAAUGGAAAUCAAAUUAUCAACCCAUGGAGGUCUGGAUUUGGAGUCACCCUCAAAAUUAAAGUGGAAAACCACGCUACAGGCUGAUCCAACUUUGAUGUAAUGUACUUAAAACAAGUCAAAAUGAGGCUCAGUAGUGUGUGUGGCCUCCACGUGCCUGUAUGACCUCCCUACAACGCCUGGGCAUGCUCCUGAUGAGGUGGCGGAUGGUCUCCUGAGGGAUCUCCUCCCAGACCUGGACUAAAGCAUCCGCCAACUCCUGGACAGUCUGUGGUGCAACGUGGCGUUGGUGGAUGGAGCGAGACAUGAUGUCCCAGAUGUGCUCAAUUGGAUUCAGGUCUGGGGAACGGGCGGGCCAGUCCAUAGCAUCAAUGCCUUCCUCUUGCAGGAACUGCUGACACACUCCAGCCGCAUGAGGUCUAGCAUUGUCUUACAUUAGGAGGAACCCAGGGCCAACCGCACCAGCAUAUGGUCUCACAAGGGGUCUGAGGAUCUCAUCUCGGUACCUAAUGGCAGUCAGGCUACCUCUGGCGAGCACAUGGAGGGCUGUGCGGCCCCCCAAAGAAAUGCCACCCCACACCAUGACUGACCCACCGCCAAACCGGUCAUGCUGGAGGAUGUUGCAGGCAGCAGAACGUUCUCCACGGCGUCUCCAGACUCUGUCACGUCUGUCACAUGUGCUCAGUGUGAACCUGCUUUCAUCUGUGAAGAGCACAGGGCGCCAGUGGCGAAUUUGCCAAUCUUGGUGUUCUCUGGCAAAUGCCAAACGUCCUGCACGGUGUUGGGCUGUAAACACAACCCCCACCUGUGGACGUCAGUCCCUCAUAACACCCUCAUGGAGUCUGUUUCUGACCGUUUGAGCAGACACAUGCACAUUUGUGGCCUGCUGGAGGUCAUUUUGCAGGGCUCUGACAGUGCUCCUCCUGCUCCUCCUUGCACAAAGGCGGAGGUAGCAGUCCUGCUGCUGGGUUGUUGCCCUCCUACGGCCUCCUCCACGUCUCCUGAUGUACUGGCCUGUCUCCUGGUAGUGCCUCCAUGCUCUGGACACUACGCUGACAGACACAGCAAACCUUCUUGCCACAGCUCGCAUUGAUGUGCCAUCCUGGAUGAGCUGCACUACCUGAGCCACUUGUGUGGGUUGUAGACUCCGUCUCAUGCUACCACUAGAGUGAAAGCACCGCCAGCAUUCAAAAGUGACCAAAACAUCAGCCAGGAAGCAUAGGAACUGAGAAGUGGUCUGUGGACACCACCUGCAAAACCAGUCCUUUAUUGGGGGUGUCUUGCUAAUUGCCUAUAAUUUCCACCUGUUGUCUAUUCCAUUUGCACAACAGCAUGUGAAAUGUAUUGUCAAUCAGUGUUGCUUCCUAAGUGGACAGUUUGAUUUCACAGAAGUGUGAUUGACUUGGAGUUACAUUGUGUUGUUUAAGUGUUCCCUAUAUUUUUUUGAGCAGUGUAUAUUAGAUUCUUCAAAGUAGCCACCCUUUGCCUUGAUGACAGCUUUGCACACUCUUGGCAUUCUCUCAACUAGUUUCACCUGGAAUGCUUUUCCAACAGUCUUGAAGGAGUUCCCACAUAUGCUGAGCACUUGUUGGCUGCUUUUCCUUCACUCUGCGGUCCAACUCAUCCCAAACCCUCUCAAUUGGGUUGAGGUCGGGUGAUUGUGGAGGCCAGGUCAUCUGAUACAGCACUCCAUCACUCUCCUUCUUGGUCAAAUAGCCCUUACACAGCCUGGAGGUGGGUUGGGUCAAUGUCCUGUUAAAAAACAAGCAAGUCUCUUCUUAUUAUUGGUGUCCUUUAGUAGUGGUUUUUUUGCAGCAAUUUGACCAUGAAGGCCAGAUUCACUCAGUCUCCUCUGAACAGUUGAUGUUGAGAUGUGUCUGUUACUUGAACUCUGUGAAGCAUUUAUUUGGGCUGCAAUUUCUGAGGCUGGUAACUCUAAUGAACUUAUCCUCUGUAGCAGAGGUAACUCUGGGUCUUCCUUUCCUGUGGCGGUCCUCAUGAGAGUCAGUUUCAUCAUAGCGCUUGAUGGUUUUUGCGACUGCACAUGAAGAAACUUUCAAAGUUGUUUAAAUGUUCCGGAUUGACUGACCUUCAUGUCUUAAAGUAAUGAUGGACUGUCAUUUCUCUUUGCUUAUUUUAGCUGUUCUUGCCAUAAUAUGGACUUGGUCUUUUACCAAAUAGGGCUAUCUUCUGUAUACCACCCCUACCUUGUCACAACACAACUGAUUGGCUCAAACGCAUUAAGAAGGAAAUAAUUUCCACAAAUUAACUUUUAAGAAGGCACACCUGUUAAUUGAAAUGCAUUCCAGGUGACUACCUCAUGAAGCUGGUUGAGAGAAUGCCAAGAAUGUGCAAAGCUGUCAUCAAGGCAAAGGGUGGCUGCUUCUUGGGUAAAUCUCAUAAGAGCUUUCCACACCUGUAUUGUGCAAUAGUUUCCCAUUAUUCUUUUCAAUAUUCUUCAAGCUCUGUGAAGGUGUUGGGGAUCAUGGCUAGAUAGCAAUUAUCAAGUCUUGCCAUAGAUGUUCAAGCAGAUUUAUAUCCAAACUGUAACUUGGCCACUCAGGAACAUUCACUGUCUUCUUAGUAAGCAACCCCAGUGUAGCUUUGGCUUUGUUUUGUAGAUUAUUGUCCUGCUGAAAGGUGAUUUCCUCUGGUGUAAAGCAGACUGAAGCAGGUUUUCCUCUAGGAUUUGCCUGUGCUUAGCUCCAUCCCGUUUCUUUUCAUCCUAAAAAACUCUGUCUUUGCUGAUGUCAGGCAUACCCAUACCGUGAUGCAGCCACCACCAUGCUUGAAUUUAAGGAGGCAGUUACUCAGUGAUAAUAAUAAUAAUAUAAUAAUAUGCCAUUUAGCAGAUGCUUUUAUCCAAAGCGACUUACAGUCAUGCGUGCAUACAUUUUUGUGUAUGGGUGGUCCCGGGGAUCGAACCCACUACCUUGGCGUUACAAGCGCUGUGCUCUACCAGCUGAGCUACAGAGGACCACAGCUGAGGUACAGAGGACCACGAUGUGAUGUGUUGUGUUGGAUUCACACCAAACAUAAGGCUUUGCAUUAGGCCAAAAAGUGUAUUCCUUUGGUGUGUUUUUUAUGCAGGAUUACUUUAGUGCCUUGUUGCAUACAUAUGCAUGUUAUGGAAUAUUAAUAUUCUGUAUAUUUGUAUUCUUCUUUUCACUCAGUCAUUAUUGUGGAGUCACUACAAUGUUGUUGAUCCAUCCUCAGUUUUUUCCCAUCACAGCCAUUGAACUCUGUAGCUGUUUUAAAAUCACCAAAGGCCUCAUGGUGACAUCCCUAAGCAGUUUCCUUCCUUUCCUGCAGCUCAGUUCAGAAGGAUGACUGCAUCUUUGAUGUGUCUGGGUGGUUUAAUACAUAAUCCACAGCAUAAUUAUUAACUUGACCAUGCUUAAAGAUGUAUUCAAUGUCUGAUUUGUUAUUGUUACCCAUCUACCCAUCUACCUAUGUAUGGCGGACAGAGGAGCCAUUCAAAAAUCAUGUCAACCCAUAUUAUUUCACACAGAGUGAGUCCAUAUAACUUAUUAUGUGAUUGGUGAAGCCACAUUUUACUUCUGAAUUAAUCUAGGCUUGCCUAAACAAAGGGAGUGAAUACUUAUGCAACAACUAUAUUUAAUUGGUAUUAAUUUUUAAAGAUUUGUAGAAUUUUCUUUUCACUUUGACAUUAUGGAGUAUGUUGUGUCAAUUACAAAAAAGGACAAUUAAAUCUAUUUCAAUCCCACUUCGUAACGCAACAAAAAUGUGAAAAAAGUUCAAGGGCGUGUAGACUUUCUAUAGGCACUGUAUAUGACCACUAGAGAGGAACAGUGUUUCCCAAAGCCAAGUUAUUUGGUUUACUAUUUGGUAAAAUCUUCUAUUCAAACUUUAAUUCACUAACAUCUUUCAUUUUCUCUGACUCCUCCCUUUAUUUUCCCUCUCUUAACCCUCGCUCUCAAUGUAUCUUUCCCUCUCUUAACCCUCGCUCUCAAUUUAUCUUUCCCUCUCUUCCUUUUGCUUAUUAUCUCUCUACGUCUCUUUCUGUCCAUGUCUCAUACCUGAUCUUGCUCUCGUCUCACACCUCCCCCUCUCUUCCUCCCAUCCUCCCUCUCCUCCCCUCUAGGUAAGGACAUCCUAAGGGAGACCAUUAAGUUCAUGUACACCGACUGGGCCGACCGUGACAACGGAGACAUGAGGAGAAAAACCCUCCUCGCCCUGUUCACGGACCACCAGUGGGUGGCACCGGCGGUGGCCACGGCCAAACUGCACGCCGAGUUCCAGUCUCCCGUUUACUUCUACACCUUCUACCACCACUGUCAGACGGAGACGCGGCCGGAGUGGGCGGACGCGGCCCACGGGGAUGAGAUUCCCUACGUGUUCGGGGUGCCAAUGAUCGGAGCCACCGACCUCUUCCCCUGCAACUUCUCUAAGAAUGAUGUCAUGCUCAGUGCUGUAGUCAUGACGUACUGGACUAACUUCGCUAAGACCGGGUAGGUGGUUGUGGGUAGGUGGUAGGUUGGCAGGUGGUUGUGGGUAGGUGGUAGGUUGGUAGGUGGUAGGUGGUUGUGGGUAGGUUGUAGGUUGGUAGGUGGUAGGUGGUUGUGGGUAGGUUAUAGGUUGGUAUGUGGUAGGUUGGUAGGUGGUAGGUUGGUAGGUGGUAGAAGAUAGAGGGUGGGAAUGGUGUUUUGGUUUGUUCUCCCUCUUGAGGACUAUUUCAUUUAGGGCUCUAUUCAAUCCUUAGUGCUGAAGAUCCACUUUAUAGCGCGAUUGACAAUUCAUGGCAAUGUUCCCGCGGUCGCGGUGACUGCAUUCAGGGUAAACACUGCAUAUUUCGGCUCAAUCGGAAAUUACCAUAACAUUUUUAUGCAGAUCUUCCGUGAUACAGUACUUCGGUUGUACGGUUUGAAUCGAGACCCCCAUGUCUAUGAUUUGCAGCCCUAACAAGAGUAUCAUACUGUAUGUAAAAAGCUAAAUUCAAUUUCUUUUGAUUUUUAAUUUAUAAAAAAUUUAAUGUUUGCUUGUAUCAAAUUCAUGAGGUUAUUUAGCAGUGAAAUAUACACUGAGUGUACAAAACAUUAAGAGCACCCCCCCUCAGAACAGCUUCAAUUCGGGCAUGGACUUUACAAGGUGUCGAAAGCUUUCCACCGGGAUGCUGGCCCAUGUUGACUUCAAUGCUUCCCACAGUUCUGUCAAGUUGGCUGGAUGUCCUUUGGGUGGUGGACCAUUCUUGAUACACACAGGAAACUGUUGAGCGUGAAAAAUCGAGCAGCGUUGCAGUUCUUGACACAAACCGGUGCGCCUGGCACCUACUACCAUACCCCGUUCAAAGGCACUUAAAUAUUUUGUCUUGCCCAUUCACCCUUUGAAUGGCACACAUACACAAUCCAUGUCUCAAUUGUCUCUGCCUAAAAAUCCUUCUUUAACCUGUCUUCUUCCCCUUCAUCUACACUGAUUGAAGUGGAUUUAACAAUAAGAGAUCAUAGCUUUCACCUGGAUUCACCUGGUCAGUCUGUCACGGAAAGAGCAGGUGUCCUUAAUGUUUUGUACACUCAGUGUAUGUAUGUAAUAACUUAUCUAAAUUUGAUUGAAAUCACCUGAGUGAGAUUCAUUCUCUUUCCCCUCCAGAGACCCCAAUCUGCCAGUGCCUCAGGACACCAAGUUCAUCCACACCAAGCCCAACCGCUUCGAAGAGGUCAUCUGGACAAAGUUCAACUCCAAGGACAAGCAGUACCUCCACAUCGGCCUGAAGCCCCGCGUCCGAGACAACUACCGGGCCAACAAGGUGGCCUUCUGGCUGGAGCUAGUCCCUCAUCUACACUCCCUCCAUGAAGUCUUGAACCCCACCACUACCAGGCUACCUCCAGGCAGCACUCACCCCCCCGGGGGCCCCUGGAAGCCCAAACCCCGCACCACGGGCCACCCCUACCCCACCUUCCCCGACCCCGUGGAGCCCUACGGAUCAGAGCGGCCCAGACUGGAUCUCUUUCCCGGUGACACGCGGGAUUAUUCCACAGAGCUGUCGGUGACAGUGGCAGUGGGGGCGUCGCUACUCUUCCUCAACAUCCUGGCGUUCGCCGCGCUCUACUACAAGCGGGACAAGCGGCAGGAGAUGCGGCGCCACCGGCUGUCUCCACAGCGCCACGGCGGGCCCGCCAACGACCUGGCGCACAGCCAGGAGGAAGAGAUCAUGUCCCUGCAGAUGAAGCACUCGGAGCACGACCCCCACCACGACAUGGAGCCCCUCCGGCCCCACGACAUCCUGCGGCCCGCCUGCCCGCCCGACUACACCCUGGCCCUGCGGAGGGCCCCGGACGACGUGCCCCUCAUGACCCCAAACACCAUCACCAUGAUCCCCAGCACCAUCACCGGCAUGCAGCCCCUCCACCCCUUCAACACCUACCCCAGCACCGGCCACAACAACACCCUGCCCCACCCCCACUCCACCACACGUGUAUAG